AUGUCCGGCGCCGUGGGCCGAGAGGCAGUAUUCCCAACUCGCCAGUCAUUGGGGUUGAUGAAGAACAAGCUGAAGGGGGCGGAGAUCGGCCAUAGUUUACUGAAGAGAAAGAGUGAAGCUCUAACAAAGCGUUUCCGAGACAUCACACGUCGCAUUGAUGAAGCCAAACAAAAGAUGGGACGGGUCAUGCAGAUCGCGGCCUUUUCGCUGGCCGAAGUAAGCUACGCUGUCGGUGGAGAUAUCGGCUACCAAAUCCAGGAGUCCGCCAAGCAGGCACGUUUCCGCGUGCGAGCUAAGCAAGAGAACGUCUCCGGAGUUUUGCUGCCGGCAUUCGAAAGCUACACACAGGAUGGAGUCAAUGACUUCGGUUUAACAGGUCUAGGAAAGGGAGGACAACAGAUUGCACGCUGCCGGGAGACAUAUGCACGUGCUGUCGAGACACUGGUGGAACUGGCGAGCUUACAGACUGCAUUCCUGAUCUUGGAUGAGGUUAUCAAGGUUGUCAACCGAAGAGUCAAUGCAAUUGAGCAAGUUAUCAUCCCUCGAACUGAGAACACCAUUAAAUACAUCAACUCCGAACUCGAUGAGCUUGAUCGAGAGGAGUUCUACCGCCUGAAGAAGGUCUCGGGCAACAAGCAGAGAAAUGUUGCUGCCGCGGACGCUGAGAUGGAAGCUGCCCGUCAAAAGAAAGCAGAAGAGCAGGCGGCAAACGCACCGGCUGCUGCUGUAGUGGCCGUUCAACCAGAAGAGACGCCAGAUAUUCUGGGCGAAGAGGAAGACAAUGAUGUUAUUUUCUAG
Penicillium paradoxum is the source of this 798-nucleotide messenger RNA. Its product is annotated as H(+)-transporting V1 sector ATPase subunit D. Gene Ontology annotation, molecular function: proton-transporting ATPase activity, rotational mechanism. Gene Ontology annotation, biological process: vacuolar acidification. The transcript has 8 exons. The record is from RefSeq and is a predicted model, not a curated record. NCBI's taxonomy places the organism in Eukaryota, Fungi, Ascomycota, Eurotiomycetes, Eurotiales, Aspergillaceae. Gene Ontology annotation, cellular component: vacuolar proton-transporting V-type ATPase complex; fungal-type vacuole membrane. The coding region runs from base 1 to 798 and encodes 265 amino acids.